Messenger RNA from Oryza brachyantha (malo sina), 4957 nucleotides. RefSeq lists its product as uncharacterized. Lineage: Eukaryota; Viridiplantae; Streptophyta; Magnoliopsida; Poales; Poaceae. The record is from RefSeq and is a predicted model, not a curated record. The transcript is spliced from 5 exons. The coding region runs from base 1749 to 4487 and encodes 912 amino acids.
GAAAAGAGAAGAGAGAGCCCGGCCGGCUCCGACGCCGGCGCUGGCAACCCCUGCCAUGUCUUGAAGAUCCAAAUUUCCGCGAGGUGCACUAGAGCCGAGAGCGUCCAUGGCAUAUCACUACCACUGUCCCAUAACACCUCUCUCUCUCUCCUUCAUGCGGUGGUGAAAUGGCGAGACGGCAACUGAUCCGGGCAAGACGGCGGAUGAGGAUGCGUGCCCCUUUUGUGACUUCUGUGUACGACAGUGUGAGAGCGUACGAGGUGAGUUGUCUCGAGCACGGGGGGCAAUUCGCCACGCGCGCUUGGCGUUUGAGGAAAUGCCCGCGCUAUAGAUCUGAUGAAGACUAAAGUUUCCCCAAGCUAAGUACCUAACUGACCUCGUAAUCUCUUUCAGACUUGCAAAGCCUAAAUUUUGCGGUUAGUAUGUCAGUAACUCCAACGGCCAUAGCAGAAUUACUUUUUUUUUUAAUUUAUAGCAGAAUUACCUUGAAGUUCUACUCUUUGAUUUUACGCCUAAAGACAGAACCGAGAGAGGGGGCUGGCUUUUCUUUCGUUACAGGCUAUUGCUGAUUCUAUCCUCUCCUUUGUCUAGAGUGUGCAAAAUUAUCCUGGAAGAACUCUAUGAGUGGCGUUCAGCUGGGAGCCUGGGACUGGGAGUACAUUAGUGCUCUGUAUGUUUGUAUAUACACCCAGCAGCUUUGGAUAAUCAGAUAUGCACAAGAAUCUGAGAGAGGUGAUAUUCUUCAGCCAUUCUGGCAAAGUUUCCAAAUUUCUGCAUGCUGUUAUUGUCAAGGUUCGGAGGAAUGACAAAUGCUGCAUACCAUGGGGUAAAGAGAUCAGUUCAGUGCACCUUGAAAUAUGAAGUUCCUCAAUAUGAAGUUCUCGCAGCCCUUCACAUUCUGAACACUCUGAUAACCCGUCAUAUAGGGAAACCGACAGAUAUUUCAGUGAAUUUUGGGCAUUGGGUGAUAGUAAUUUCUUGAAGGUUUGGGAAAAGUGCUUCUCUCUCUGAUGGAAGCCAUACUUCUAGGUUGUGCAUGUGAAUGAAUGAGAGUUUCUCAAGUGAGGUGAAUGUGCCAUCAUCCCCAUAGAAUUCGUCACCUACACACGUGACAGCAUCUAUUCCACAUAAUUCAACAAUCUUGAGAAGAGGUAAUUGCCCCAAUGGAGGUAGGCAUUCACAUGCCAAAUUAACUAGCUUGAUCUCAGUAAGUGAUUUUAAGUACGGUCGCAUGUUUGUUAUCCAUGAUGGAAGCUUCUUUGCUGGAUAUGAGAAAAUGCAUAGCACUUUCAAACCACAGUUUGGCUUGAGAAGUUCAAGUAUUUGCUGUGCUUUUGAACUAGUCGUAUGAUCUCCACAGCUUCUGGUCCAACUUAAUGUCAAUGACUCGAGCUUGUGUUUAUUAUGCAGGAUUACAUUCCUUGCAUCACCAUAAGAAGCAUUUUCCAUGUUGCAUAUACCGAGUUCCUUCAAACCAGCUAAGGGGCACAACUCUGAGAUGGUCAUUUUGAGGUUAUCGUAACUUGCAGGGAACUUCCCCUCAUGCAAAUUCAGUAUGACCGGCUAGCUUGUUCUUUAGGAACAGAUGGCACUGCAUGCUCAGCUUCUAUAUGGUUUGGAGAACAAUAAACCUGAACGGUCUGGAGCGCUGAAAAAUAACAGAGAAAGGUUUUCAGGUGGACUCUUAUUUCUCUGUCAUAUUGGCUUGAUCCAUAUUUAGAUAUUCGGUGUUUGUGUCGUUGUUCAGUAUGCUUGUCCAUAGAAACAUAGAGAAAGAUGUCUUUGAGCCACUUGUGGGGCGUAUUUCUGAAAUUGGGCAACGCUUUUUUGGGACAAUCGGUUCAUCGGAAACUGGUGAAAAGGAUUCUACAGUUCAUGGAUUUUCAGAGAAGAUCAAAUGGGAAGUUCAACACCUUGAAGAAUUGUUUGAGGGCAUCAAGGAAGACAAGGAGGAGGUCUAUGAGGAUUUUAAGUCUGUUAGCCUGGCAAUCUCCGAGUGGCAAAGAAGAUUGAAAACAGCAUACCUAAAUGCAUCUAGAGCUCCUCCUCCUUUUGAGGGAAUGAAAUGGGCAGUGGAGCAUCAUGAGAUGUGGGUUGAAGAUAAUAGAAUAGGAGCCAAUGAUGAGGUAUUGGAUUUUGAUGAACAUGAGCUUUUUGAAUCACUUAGAUUUCUUAAGACUGCACGAGGUGGUUCAGAAGCUCAUCUACUGGAAAGUAUCAAGAGUGGGAUGCAAUGCAUAAAGAAUGUGUUAAUCACCAUUCGAUCAAGAAAGGAAGCAGACAACAGCAGCUGGUGCGUUGUGGAACAUGUCUUCUCCCCGCUACUGAAACUUUUGAAAACGAUCGAUCGUCUAGUAUCAGAAGCUAUUGCCCGCAACAACAAGUCUGGGAACUAUAAGAUCCUUGUCAAGAUUGACGAUGAAGUCAACUGCUUACAAGGUGCACUAGAUUUGAUUGAUAGAAAUAUGGAUGAGGUUGAUGAGAACUUCAGAUUAAUAGAAGAUCUCAUAUUACCAUUAUUGACAUGUCUUAAGGCCAUAUACAACGAUCAAUCAGAAUCUUUGAGCUUCCUAGAUGCAGUCAAACAUGGAGUGAACAACUUGGAAGGUGUACUUGACAAGAUUGAGCAGAAGCAGCAGGAUGGAAAUGAUAAUUUCCACAUUGUCACAGCGGCCUUCUCACCAUUGUUGACAUGCCUGCGCACCUUCAGGCGCAUCUCGUUGGAAGCCUUAGCUCAUGAAGAUAAAUCAGAUGCUUUAAUUCUGUUGGAAAGGAUCAGAGAUGAAUUGUCACAGCUAAAAGACGUACUUCAGAUGGUUCAAGAGAAAGAGAAUGGGAUAUACAGCAAUUUUGAUGCAAUUGAAGAACAUAUUGAUGAUAUUUAUGAUGGACAUAUGAAUGUUGAAGGUUCCUUAAAACUUAACCACAUGGGUGGUCUGCGAGACAAGCUCCAGUUGAUUCAUGAAGAGAUCACAAAUACAAGGGGAAAUGUGAAUGACUCUUUCAAGGUCCAGGUCGCACCCCGUGUCAUGGCUGCAUCACAUGAAGCUUCAUCUUCGCAUCAGUCGUCAGCAUCAGACACCUGCAUUACCAUGGAAAGCAAGCAUAUGUUGCAGCUCAAAGUUAUGAUUGAUGGACUAGAGACAAGACUGAGACAAUGCCUUUUAUGCCUUGCUGUGUUCCCAGAGGAUGCCAUCAUCAAGAAGAGACUGCUAAUUCACUGGUGGAUUGGAGAAAGUUUUGUAUCUUCAGUUUCUGAAGGCAAGAAUUUCUUUGAUGAAUUGCUGCUCUCCAAUGGGUUCAUUAAGCCAGUAAAGAAACGCCACUGUGACAAAGUCCACCGAUGCAAGGUGCAACCUUGGAUCCGUGGGCUAUUGAUUGAAGCUGCAAAGAGCAAAGCAUUUGUUGAGCUCAGUUCUGAUGGAAGCUCCAAGAAUGACUUUACCAGGACCCGGCGUGCAUGCUUGCAUGCUGGAAAGAUCCUAACCAACUUCCAUCCUAAUGUUUUGACGAUUUACAAUAUCAAGCAACAGUAUGUAGAGUUAGACAAGGCAUGGUUUUCCGAGAAGAACUGUUUGAGCACUUUGCAGUUAGGACAAUGGCAGGAUGCAAAUUAUGACCCUCGGGCUCAUCACAUUGAGAUCAACAGUGCUAAGUUCCUAAAGCAGCUCAACUCCUGCAAGCAGUUGAAGUACCUGAGUUUGAGAGGCAUAUCAAGAAUUGAGGCUCUUCCAAACUCAAUCGGAAAGCUCUCAAAACUUGUCAUCCUUGAUCUCAAAGCGUGCCAUAAUCUAGAGGAUCUACCUAAGGAAAUGAUAAAACUAGUGAAUCUGGAGUACCUGGACGUUUCUGAUUGCUACUUGCUCUCAGGCAUGCCUAAAGGACUAGGUAAGCUUGCUCAACUUGAAGUUCUGAAGGGAUUUGUCCUAUCAAACACCAAAAGCAAAGAUCCGUGCCAUCUCAACGAACUUGUCAUGCUGAAAAAGUUACGAAAGCUGAGCAUUAGAAUUGGUUAUAGCGUAGAUAGCGGUCAGUUUGCGAACUUUGUUGAGUUCUGUGCUCUCCAGUCACUUACACUUACCUGGGGGGCACCCUCAAUACCUAUACAUGGGAGCUCUCCAAGUCAUGCUGCUGCUCACGCGAUGCCUUGUGUUCUCCCCUUAGGUCUUGAGAAGCUGGAGCUCUGUUGUCAUCCCCUUGUAGAAUUUCCUCGUUGGGUUAGUCCUCAAAAGUUGACAAAAUUGAAGAGGCUCUACAUCAGGGGGGGUAAUAUCAGUGGCCUGGGCGAUUUGAAGUGCUGGGAGGUGACCGUACUUCGGCUAAGGUUCCUCAAACAUAUAAACUAUUCAUGGACUGCCCUGCAUGACUCAUUCAGGAAACUCGAUGUUUUGGAGGUAUAUGAGUGUGAAAAUCUACAGCACUGGCCUUGUGAAAAAGGAUUAUGGAAGAAAGAACCGAAUGGAACGAUUGCAUCUGUGUUGACCUGAAAUAUGGAUCUGGUCCAGUUGGGUAUCGAAUUGCUGGCUGAAAAUACGAAGAUUGAAGGAUAUAUUUCAUCAGAAGUAUAUCUGAAGACCUCGGCGAUCAUUGUCUGGUAAGAUGGAAAUUGUCCUGCAGCAUAUAUAAAGAUAUAAACUUGUAAUCAUGCUACAUAUCUAAGCACAAAUCCUACUUAUUGGGCAACAUGCUAGUUUUUUGCCCGGAGUUUAAUACAGCUUGAUGUUGUUUCUUCUUUUGCGAGAAAUCCCAGCAGCCCUUACUCUAAUAACAGACACGAGAACUACCCAUUAUAUUAAUAAAUCAUGGUAAAGAAAAGGUGUUCCUGUAAUGCAAUCAUGCGUGGGAGUGUAUCAGGCACACUGACAAAUCCUCUUUUCUUUCUUGUAACUGGCUAUAUAAAUCUCACUCGUAUAAUGUACUUUCUCUAUUCUCAAUUUAAGACUUUCCCACUUUACCA